AUGAGUUAUUCUAUAAUGUAAAUACUGAGUUUGUUCUAAGAGAAUGAAGAUCAUAAUGUUCAAAAUAUAGGUUGUCCAAGUGAUUCAGAACCUAAGACUCCUGCUUUUAAAGAUGAAAAAGAAUAACUUAUUAGGCAAAUCAAUGAAGUUAAACAAUAAAACUAAAUUCUUUAAAAUGAAUAUUAAAAGUAAAUUAUGAGUUUAAGUGAAAAACUAGGUAAAAUUUAGUAUUAUUUUAGCUUAAACCUAAACUAUAUCUAUUAAAAUAGAGAAAUAUAAAGAGUAAUUGAAAAAUGAGUUAAAUUAAAGUUAACAUCUAACUAAAUAAUAUUUGUAAAAGCAUGAAGUUUGUUUCGAUUUGAAAUAAAGAAUAUUACAGUAAAAGAAAUCAAACAAGAUCAUUUAUGAAGAUGUUGGAAAAAGAAUAACAACUUGUCCAAGCGAAACAUCAACUGUGUAAAGUCCUUCAUUUGUUAUACCCUCAUCACCAAAACCUAUAAGACUCUGUUAUAGUUCAUUCAAUCAAAAUUUUUGA
Messenger RNA from Paramecium pentaurelia, 535 nucleotides. The record is from the annotation of a GenBank genome assembly. NCBI's taxonomy places the organism in Eukaryota, Ciliophora, Oligohymenophorea, Peniculida, Parameciidae.